Molecule: messenger RNA, 1335 nt
Organism: Trichoderma breve
Lineage: Eukaryota; Fungi; Ascomycota; Sordariomycetes; Hypocreales; Hypocreaceae
Product: MYND finger domain-containing protein
Exons: 1
Coding region: 1-1335 (444 amino acids)
Source: RefSeq, a predicted model, not a curated record
AUGGCCAACUCCACACCUUCUGCCAGCGAUUACAAGGGCAUUGUAGGGCCCCUCCUCCAUCGCUGCUCUCACUGCCAAGUUGCUGGCCCAAAACUCCUUCGAUGCAACGGAUGUCUCGCCGUUCGUUACUGCAGCCGCGAGCACCAGGCCGCUCACUGGCCGAAGCAUAAGUCUGCUUGUUCCAAGAUCAAGAAAGCUCGCGCCAAGCUUGCCCAAGAAGACCAUGCCGUCCGCAACGCCGAAGAGAACUUCAUGACUCCUGCCAAUGCCUUUGAAUCGCAUGCUGGCCACUUCUGGGGUAUGGUGAACACACGAGACUACAUGCGAGCGCGGAUGGCGCUGGCCUUGAAGCUUCUUCACCAGAGGACGCUGGGUAGCGUUAGUGAGGCCUACGAGCACAUGCGCGACAUGCUGCGAUUGAACCGUAGCGACAACAUGGGGAUACGAGAGAUGGUCCCGGCUCUGAUGCUGCGAUUGGAUCUUGACCAGGAGUGCUAUGAUUUCGUCAAGUGGUGGGCCACCUGUGAUCCAGACGGCCGAUACGACUGGGGCGAUAUGGACUUGCCGUACCUUGAUCUUCACGGUGCCGACGUCUUUGAGAAGCCAGAGUUUCUACUCGUCGAACAUUCAGAUUUAAACUCACUCGUCGCUCUUCUGCUGUUGAAUCUGAAGCUGCUCGUCGAUAUUCAUAACCUAAAGAUCACUCGCAAGAUCCUUUCCCGUACCCGACUCCCUACUGAGCUACGGGAUAAGAUAGAGCUGGCCGUUGUUCGGAUUCCCCUCUCCACAAAGCUUCAGAAAGAAGCGCCCGGAUCUCUUCUCCAAACCCAGUCAACUCUGAUGAACCAUACCCGCCUGCUGGGCGCUGCCCUGAACAAGACUAACGACCAAUUCAUGUUCAAUCUCUUUGAUCCCGAUGAGGCACUCUGUAGCAGGCCUGAGGCAUAUUCACGUGGGUCUUGGGAAGAAAUGGCUUACUCAAUCCAACAUUCGUACGCCGCAUGGUGGGAAACGGAGGGCGUCUUGGACCUGCUGAAGGAUGCGCGCAUGUGCGCAGCGCGGGACUCGGAGGAUGAGAUUGAGGAUAUCAUGGGCACCAAGACGUUCAAAUCGAGCGCAGGACCGAAUCGCACGGCCGAGGAGCUCCUAGAGGACGUGAGCGUGAAUCGAAUUUGGGGAUAUUUGGAUUAUGCAGCCGAGAACGCCUGCUACUUGGGCCCCUGGUCUGAGCGACCCUCUGAGCAACAUACAAGGGUGAGUAAGGAAAAUUGGGCGAGAGCCGAGGAGGAAGAUGACGAGGAAUGGAGCGACGAUGAAGAUGAGGUGGCAUUCUAG